This is a messenger RNA of Rotaria sordida, 846 nucleotides long. Lineage: Eukaryota; Metazoa; Rotifera; Eurotatoria; Philodinida; Philodinidae. The record is from the annotation of a GenBank genome assembly.
AUGUUGAAUAAAUAUGAUGUUUUAACUAUGUUAAAGAAAAAUUUUAAUGAAAAUGUCAAUCGCAAUGCGGCUGAUACAGAUCUUAUGUUUAACUAUCGUCAUGCAUUACAUGGAAAAGUACAUACCGUUUUGAAAAAUAAACCUGAUGCACUAUUAUUUCAAUUAUAUAUUGAUGAAAUAAGUUUGACAAAUCCAAUAGGUGCUAAGAAAGACAUCCAAAAAAUCACUAUGAUCUAUUUUCAGUUAGAAGAUUUACCUGAUAUAGUUAAAUCAAUGUUAAAUUCCAUAGGACUUGUUGCAAUGUGUCACUCAAAUUAUUUAUCUAACAAGUUAAAUAGAAAAAAUUUUUUUGAUCCAAUAGUUGAAGAUCUUAAUGUCUUACAGACGACUGGUGUUUUUAUUCCAACUCUCGGUGAUUAUUUGAACUUUACAUUUACAGUAUUAGCCGGUGAUCAUUUAGCUUCUAAUGAUAUAGGUGGUUUUCAGAAAAAUUUCAACACUGGAGAACUUUUCAGACAUUGUCAUGUAAAUUAUGAUCAAAAACUUGUUCCUUUGAAUCAAAUUUCUCAUCCUUGUCGAAUGAGAGAUCAACAUGAUAAUAUAGUUCAACAAAUAAUCAAUUCAAAUAAUAAUAUUGUACUACGUGGUGUUGUCGAUGCAAGUCCAUUAGCAAACCUAAUAGGAGUUUGUGGACAAUUAUUAAUGGCUAUGUUAAAAGAAGCUUCAACAAAAAGAAUCCUUGCUUAUAGUGAAAUUGAAAGUCGGUUAUUAUCAUUUGAAUAUGGUAUUAAUGAUAAAUCAAAUAAACCACCAGUGAUACGGAAAAAAACAUUUAAACAAGGGUAA